AUGAAUAUCUUUCGAUUGAUCGGUGACCUAUCCCACCUGGCCUCGAUCUUCAUCCUCAUUCAGAAGAUCAUCAAAUCUAGAUCGGCCAGAGGAAUCAGCUUCAAGACUCAAGUUCUCUACGUGGUGGUAUUCUUGACGAGAUAUGUAGACCUUGUCACUGGGCCCUUCAUCUCCAUCUACAACACGGCAAUGAAAUUGUUCUUUAUUGCAUCGUCAGCGUACAUAGUCUACCUGAUGUAUUUCAAGUACAAGCCAACUCAAGACCCAGCAAUCGACACAUUCAAAGUAGAAUACCUACUGGGACCAUGCGCAUUAUUGGCAUUAGUAUUCAACUACAAAUUUACGGUGGUCGAAGUUCUUUGGGCAUUCAGUAUCUACUUGGAAGCAGUCGCCGUUUUCCCGCAGUUGUUCAUGCUCCACAGGACGGGCGAGGCCGAGACGAUCACCACACAUUAUCUAUUUGCACUUGGCCUCUACCGAGCAAUGUAUAUCCCCAACUGGAUCCUCAGGUACACAACUGAAAACACCCUUGACCCGAUUGCCAUCUUUGCCGGAAUCGUACAAACCGGACUCUACGCGGACUUUUUCUACAUUUAUUUCACACGAGUAAUGAGAGGGCAAAAAUUCGAAUUACCAGCAUAA
Molecule: messenger RNA, 642 nt
Organism: Puccinia triticina
Lineage: Eukaryota; Fungi; Basidiomycota; Pucciniomycetes; Pucciniales; Pucciniaceae
Exons: 5
Coding region: 1-642 (213 amino acids)
Biological process (GO): protein retention in ER lumen; endoplasmic reticulum to Golgi vesicle-mediated transport
Cellular component (GO): cis-Golgi network; membrane; endoplasmic reticulum
Molecular function (GO): ER lumen protein retrieval receptor activity
Source: RefSeq, a predicted model, not a curated record